Messenger RNA from Propithecus coquereli (Coquerel's sifaka), 1063 nucleotides. It is a transcript of the gene NME9, whose product is annotated as NME/NM23 family member 9. The transcript is spliced from 11 exons. The record is from RefSeq and is a predicted model, not a curated record. Lineage: Eukaryota; Metazoa; Chordata; Mammalia; Primates; Indriidae. Bases 53 to 1063 code for a protein of 336 amino acids. Gene Ontology annotation, biological process: GTP biosynthetic process; CTP biosynthetic process; UTP biosynthetic process. Gene Ontology annotation, molecular function: nucleoside diphosphate kinase activity.
CCGUGUACCUACCUGGCUGGAGAUCGUUCGUGGUGGCUCGAUUUCCCGAGCCAUGGGCAGCAAGAAGAAGGAAGUUGCCCUGCAGGUCAACAUCAGCACCCAGGAGCUUUGGGAGGAAAUGCUCAGUACCAAAGGACUAACUGUUGUUGAUGUCUAUCAAGGCUGGUGUGGCCCCUGCAAACCUGUGGUGAGCCUCUUCCAGAAGAUGAGGAUCGAGGUCGGCCUGGACCUUCUGCAUUUUGCAUCAGCAGAAGCAGAUCGUCUUGAUGUCCUUGAAAAAUACAGAGGGAAGUGUGAGCCAACCUUUCUAUUUUAUGCAGGAGGAGAACUGGUGGCUGUGGUUAGAGGAGCAAAUGCCCCACUGCUGCAGAAAACCAUCCUAGACCAGCUGGAGGCUGAAAAGAAGGUGCUGGCUGAAGGCAGAGAACGGAAAGUGAUUAAAGAUGAGGCUCUUUCUGAUGAAGAUGGAUGUUUUUCCCAUGGAAAGGACAUUGGUGAAGAUGAGGACCUGGUUUCCUCAGAGAAGGCCUGUACCGUGGCGAUCAUUAAACCAGAUGCAGUGGCCCAUGGUAAGACUGAUGAGAUUAUUAUGAAGGUAAGAGAGACACUUACCCUGCACGACUGUCCUCAUGUUCUCUGCGGUGGACAACAGGGAGGAACCCUGGGCAGUGGCAUUCUAGUGUUGAAAGAAGACUUUGAAGGAGUUAAGUUCCUGAAUGAAGACUAUAUGGAGCCAGAGGUGGACGUGUGGACCUUGGGGGUUGUGCUCUACACCAUGACAGCCAGGACUCUGCCAUUCGAUGGAGAGAACUGGGGGGACCAGUUCUCUGGAGGCAACAUGAUACAUGGAAGUGUUCCCAGUCUCCAUGCUCAGUACGGCACAGAAAUGCCCUUUAAUGCUGUCCAUGAAAGCCGGGACAGAGAAGCCGCCCACAGAGAACUGGCAUUGCUCUUCCCCAAUUCGAAGUUUUCAGACAAAGACAUAGAAGCCCCCACAGGCGGUGAGGCUGAAGGAGCCGCGGGCCCCACUGAGGCGCUUGGCAUCCCCGAGGAUGUGGAUUGA